Messenger RNA from Ambispora gerdemannii, 1617 nucleotides. NCBI's taxonomy places the organism in Eukaryota, Fungi, Glomeromycota, Glomeromycetes, Archaeosporales, Ambisporaceae. The record is from the annotation of a GenBank genome assembly.
AUGCCACCAUACAAAAGCCGACCACAGCGAGCGAGCAUACGACGAAAAACCGGCGUAGGAGAAGAUAAAACAGAAGAAACCAGUGAAACUGUUACCAGUAGGAAUAAAAAGGAAAAUGAGAAAAAAGGCAAAGUUAAUUUACCACUGAGUAAGCAAAAGGAUAUCACUGUUAUUACUACUGUUGCUGCUACUACUCAAAAGAAAACCAAAAAGAAGAAUGCAAUUCCGGCAGAAGAGAUAAGCACGCAAACCGACGUAGCAAUAGUUGGCUCCGUUAGAGAUGCUAGAACUACCAAAACAAAGUCUGAUCCAUCAGACACAACCGAGGCAGUGAUAGAUGUAAAUGAAGCCAGGGCCUCCGCUAGAACUACCAGAAUUACUCGAGCCACAACAAGAUCUGUUAAGGCAAGCAAAAGCAGACGAACCGAAGCAGCAAUAGCUGCAAAUAGAGCCAGAUACGCCGCUAAACUUGCUAGAAUUGAUCGAAUUAAAGCCAUGAAAAAGUCUGUUCCCUUCUCUGAUGUUAUUAUUGCAGAAAAAGAAAGCGCAUCCAAAAUUGAGAAUGAUAAUAAUGUUCAAAAAGAUAGUAACACUACCGUAAUUGGGGAUGAUGCGAAAUGUAUCAAUCUAGCAAAGAUAAUUAUUUGUGAGCCGACGUCAACAAAUACUAUUAUGACUACUAUUCCGUCAAUUUCUAAUUUAUUGAAUUCGUCUGCAGAUGACGAAAAAGAGGAUACUACUAUGGUAGAAGGCGCAACAAUGGUGGAUACAGAAGGUAUCAGCGAUUUAGAGAUUAAUGACGUGUCAAAUAUCAGCUCGAUCAUUCCGGGAUCUUUAGUAAUGGAAGACAUGUCAAUAGAAUUCACGUCAACUAAUCACAGUAAUAAUAAUGAAGCAUCCUCGCUUUCGAUCCAUCAUGUACCUUCGAAUUUUGCAUUGACAGACGACGUGUUAACAUUACAACCACCAUUAUCCCCCAUGUCAAGUCACGAAACCAUACGAUCAUCUUCGUCUGCAGGAAACACAACGCCAUACAUCACAGCCGAGGAAUGUUUUUCACCACAAAGUUCUUUUGAUGAGAUGGACGACGAGAAUACACUUAUUGAUGAUAGAAAUGUAGAAAAUAAUUACUUACUUGGAAGAGAACAGCAAUUAUCAGUUCUCGCCACCAAACCACCAAAUCACUCUCCAUUUCAUCAAGUGCCACCACCACCAAUUUCGCUCUUCCAAUCAUCAAAUACGGCCUCACUGACACGAUCGCAUUUCCUUAAAGAUUCGUCGAAUCUCUUCAUCAAAGAAAAUAAACAAAUCGAUGGUAGAUUACCUAAUUCUGAAUUGAUCAAUCCUCCUCCUUCUCUUCCAUCAAAAUCCGACCGUAAUUCGUCAAAGAGGACGACCGAAUCAUUAAAUAAUCGAGGUGAUCAAGAAAACACGUAUAAAAGCGCGUUUAAAUCAUUAAAAGAUGAUAAGGAUCGAAUUCGAAAUGGCAGCAAUAAUGGUAAUAACAAUACUCGGUAUUACGAAACUCCCAUGCAACGGGUUGAAGUGGCAACUCUUGGAGGGCAUAAAAUCAUCACUGAUGUUAAAUUAGAUGUGCAACAAAUGCAGGUCAGUUAA